AUGCAAGCCACGCCUUUGUCUAAAAAAAAAAAAUUAUCGACACGACCAAAGACACGACCCAUCACUAACACGAACUGUCAUAGGGAUCAAGUGAUUCUUUAUUGUAAACUUUUUCAAGCCAGGCCCACAGCAUCAAGCAACAUGAAUCCUCCUUCGCCACCAUCAUCACCAUCAUCACCAUCGAAUAAUCCUGCAUUAGAAGCGGGUCCAUCGUGCGGUCCUGCAGCACCAACAUUGAAUGUUCAUAGCUAUGUUGCCCUACUCAAGGAGCUCUGUGAAGAGUACCAUCUCCGAGAGCCCGAGUACAAGCUGAUAGGGGACACAAGUCCAGCGCACGAACGCCACUUCACCGAGAAGCGCAGGGUGGAGGCGGCCAAGCGCGUGGAGGUUGCGGCGGCGGGCGCGGCAGCGGGCGCGGCGGUGGGCGCGGGGGGGGACUCGCCCUGGCGCAUCGACCCCAACCAGCGUCUUGCAGACUUCCACCUCGGUCUGCUCACUCAUAUUGACGAUGAGAAGCGGGCCGAGUGCUUGCGCGUGCUGGCUGGUGAGGAGGACGACGACGGUGGGGAGGACGAGGACGAGAAGCUGGUGCGCGUGUGCGCGGUGUUGGGGCUGAGCGUGGAGCGAGUGUCGUUGGGCCCGGUGGCGGUGCGGCGCCUGGUGCCCACCCGGCCGCCGCUGGCCUUCGCCGGGUAUUCGCCGCGCGACGCCGCCGGCGCCGCGCUGCGCUACGUGCACCGCGUGCUCACCUUCAUCCAC
This is a messenger RNA of Brenthis ino (lesser marbled fritillary), 759 nucleotides long. NCBI's taxonomy places the organism in Eukaryota, Metazoa, Arthropoda, Insecta, Lepidoptera, Nymphalidae. The record is from the annotation of a GenBank genome assembly.